UUUUAACAAAUGAUAUGUGUGCGUUCGGCGUUUUCAUCGGCCGUUUGGUGUUUUCCUUUAACGCGAGGCGUCCCUCUUUGAGAAAAUCACAAACAAACAAACGGAAUAAUAAAUAUUGACUUAUAAUAAUUAUUACAAUAAUUAUUAUCGUAGUCUGGCGCGAACACUAGCAGAGCCGACCACGAUUCAUGUUAGUUGUAAUAACAUCAGCGUCUGUUCACCGAAGGGCUAAUUGUCGUUAAAGUUAGUUUGUGUCGUGUAAAGUCUAUAUAAAAAAAAAAAAAAUACUUGAAUACCGCGAGUCACUUUUCUUCCGUAAAAUCUUGCGACAAAAAGUGCGUUCCCGGUAAAUAUUUCGGCACCUCGAUAUGUUGGCCUCAAAGGAAGAAUUUGUGCAUACAACGUGCACCAAUGGAAUCGGACAACUCCUCAAAUUCAGAUGACUCUCAAUCAAACAACUCUAGUCGAUCGGCAUCGCCAGAAACUGCUAUUCGAGAACAAUCUGCUGGUAGCUGUUCACCUUCAGCUUCCAGUCAUAAUUCCGGUAUUCAGAGUCCUGACAAUAAUACUUCUAAGUCUGAAAGUAUAGAAAAUGGAAUUCAAUCACCAGAACAAGGUCCUCAAUCCCCCGAUAGUUCCUCAUCUAAAUUUAAAAGUCCUGUUGACGAAGGAUCCUGUAGUCCAGACCAUACAAACGAGCUACCCAGACCGAGUUCGGCAUCAAGUUCUUCCAGUCAAGCAUCUUCGGUUGCUGGAUCACUCGAUGGACGUAGUCAGUCACAAGCAUCAUCUAAAAAUUCGUCGAGGAGUCAAGCGUCUGAUAAGGGUAAAAAAGCUCCAGUUAACUAUGCUGAAGACCUAUCGGACGUGUCGGAUGAAGAUCCGAUGGAUAAUAUAAAUUACGAGGACAACGUUUCUCCGAAAAGUAACCAAGAAUGGGCGUAUGAUUGUGACAACAAUUCCAAGGACAACGUUAUACCAGUUAACGGCCACGAUAACAGUGACACUAAAAUAGAAAACAAUACCGUCAACGAUCCAGAGGAGCCUCUUGACUUCGAGGCUGAAGAUGGUGAAGACGGUGAAUGUGAUGAACCAAAGGCAGAAAAAGAAGAUAGUGUAGUCGAAGAAGAAAAAGAACCUGAAGAGCUUGAAGAAGGUGAAGUUUCUGAUGAAGGCGAACACAGACCCGAAGAAACAGAACCAAGACCCAUUUGUCGAUUUUACUCUAGGGGACAGUGCACGUGGGGUGCGAGUUGUCGAUUUUUGCAUCCGGGCGUCACUGACAAAGGGAAUUAUUCAAUGUUCGAAAUGGUACGGCCGGUUCCACCGCCUGGUGGCCUACCAUUCUUUCCUCCCGAUCCUUACCGACCUCAUGAACGGCCUUUGAUUCCAGGAAUUCCAAUCGCUCCUCUUAAAAAGGAUGAUGUACCUCCUGUUGAGUCUGCUUGGGAAAGAGGAUUACGUCAAGCCAAAGAGAUACUGAAAAAAUCCAAUAAAAAAAAGGAAACUGAUAUUGAUUUUGAAGAAAAGAAAAUGAAUUUGACAUCUAAUCAAGAAGAAGUAGAAAAAGAAAACGAUUAUUACGCACAACGUCCAACGAGUCCGGCGGCGCCACCUGCAAUAAGUCCUCCUAUUGAAAGAUUUAAAUCCGAUCUGGAAGCUCGUCAUCAUCGUGCUCCACUUCCUGAUGCUUACGUAGAAGAAUUUAUCCCGCCACACGUCGAUUUCUAUCAUCAUCGUCCAGAAUAUUGGCCUCCACAUCACGGACGUCCUUUACCACAUUUCCCUGGUCAUCCGAUGGAUUUCCAUGCGGCACCACGGAGAAAUCCAUAUUAUCCGUAUGCACCUCCCGAUCCUUAUUAUCACCCGGGCUUAAAACCUCAUCACAGGGGAUUACCUCCUAAAUACCCUCCUAACCGAGAAGUAAUCGUACAGAGGUCCGAAAAAUCAUACAGUCCUCAGCCGUCUGGCCAUCGUAACCGAAGAGACAGAUCAUUGAGUCGACCUCGUAGAGGGGAUGACUGGGCCGAUCCUUGGAUGAGAUCAAAAUCACCCGGUGGUGGCAGUCGAUCUAAACUCAGAGGCAGAAAAAAGUCAUAUUCUUCUCAUUCUUCGUUUUCAUCAUCGAGGUCUGGUAGUAGUUCAAGUGCUUCGAGCUACAGCUCUCGUAGUCGAUCAAGGGGUAGGUCUAAUUCUAUGCCAAAAAAUAGAAAGAAGCCUCCACAAAUACCAUUUAAAACGUCUCCUGGCCGUAAACAAAUACGAAAACCAGAGAGAAAUUUAUCACCCGUUGAUGUGUUUGAUAAAAAAUCAGCCGGUCGAUCAAUGAACCCGCCAGUGCCAACAAAUCGGUGGUCUGUUUCACCUACAAAUUCGACUCCGAUGGUAAUGCCGAUGCAAAGAGCACGCCAAAUGCCGAUGCCACCCAGGUUUGCUGUUAACAAAACGGCCGAAACAAAGUCGCCAUCCAGUACGCACACUUCAUCUACUUCAUCAAGUAAUGAAUCGGCUUCUGGAACUAGUUCUUCAGAAUCGUCCGACUCUAGCGGUUCAGAGUCUUCUUCAGAGGGCAGCGGAACUCACAGACAAAUAAAAAAACGAGAUCAGGCUCAGAAACAGCAAAUUAAAUUAAAUCUUAAGAAGAAAACAUCUGCAGCUGUUGUUCCUCCAGUUAAAAAAGAAAAAUCUAGUAUGCAAGGUAAGAAACGUGCACUGGAGGAAGACCUAGAAGAGGCGACUAAAAACCCUUCUCCUCCUCGGAAGAAAGGUGCCGUACCGACGAGGCGAGAGGAACUGUUGAAACAACUGAAAGCCGUCGAAGACGCCAUAGCACGUAAAAAGUCAAAAGUCACUUUGUAAAUAAUUUAUUUUAUUUUAACCAUGGUCAUAGUAUUGUGUUGACUUGAUAAUUCUAUAUUAUGUAUAUAUAUAUAUAUAGUUAUGAAUACGCUAGUAUUUUUAAAAUAAACGGUUUUUAUCUCGUAUACAAUAUACAUACAUGUAUUUUAAUAAGACAUAUUAAUAAUAACAACAUA
Molecule: messenger RNA, 3035 nt
Organism: Adelges cooleyi (spruce gall adelgid)
Lineage: Eukaryota; Metazoa; Arthropoda; Insecta; Hemiptera; Adelgidae
Product: zinc finger CCCH domain-containing protein 18
Exons: 15
Coding region: 412-2859 (815 amino acids)
Molecular function (GO): metal ion binding
Source: RefSeq, a predicted model, not a curated record